AUGACGAGGGAGAAGCAGGUCGCCACUCUGCGUCCCUCGUCGUCAUCGGUGAGGCUGCUGGCAGAGGUCGUGGGCGGCACCACAGCAGAGUGCGCGGCGGUGUGCUGCUGCUGCCCCUGCGGCCUCAUGAACCUUCUCGUGCUCGCCACGUGCAAGGUGCCAGUGGGGCUCUGCCGGAAGGCGCUGAGGCGGAAUCGCCGCCGCAGGCUGUUGAAGAAGGGACUGCUGCCGUCGGCCAAGUGCACAUCCGACGACAAGGACUUCCAGAUUCACCCCGCGCCGUCGAGCGCGGAGGUGAUGGAGCUCGAUAAGGAGAUGUUCGAUCAGUUCUAUAGCGGCGGAUUUUGGAGGAGCUGA
Molecule: messenger RNA, 357 nt
Organism: Salvia splendens (bonfire salvia)
Lineage: Eukaryota; Viridiplantae; Streptophyta; Magnoliopsida; Lamiales; Lamiaceae
Exons: 1
Coding region: 1-357 (118 amino acids)
Source: RefSeq, a predicted model, not a curated record